This is a messenger RNA of Lachancea nothofagi CBS 11611, 810 nucleotides long. The record is from the annotation of a GenBank genome assembly. Lineage: Eukaryota; Fungi; Ascomycota; Saccharomycetes; Saccharomycetales; Saccharomycetaceae.
AUGCAGAAUGAUCCACUAGUCAAGGUAGAUGUCGAUGAGACUGAAGAUACUGAAUGGAACGAUAUUUUGAGGCAGCAUGGCGUUAUUCCAGAAAGAGCACCAUCGCCCACGGCUCAGCUGGAAGAAGCGCUAGAAGAGGCCUUGGUGAAACAGCACGAAAACCGCUUAGAUGGGAAGGACUUGUCUGAUCUUGAAGAACUAGAGGAUGACGAAGACGAGGAGUUUCUGGAAAUUUACAAACGGAAAAGGAUGGCGGAGAUCCAGAAGCUACACGAAAAGGCAAAGUAUGGCCAAAUUUAUCAUGUCAACAAGCCAGAAUAUAACAAAGAAAUUACGGAGUGCAGCAUGGGCCCAAAGGACCAAGAAAAUGGUGGUGUUUAUGUAUUCGUGCAUAUGUCGCUCAGCAGUAAAUUGCAAAGCAGACUGUUGGACAGUAUUUUCCGCCAGGCAGCUAUCAAAUUCCCACAGAUUAAAUUCGUCGACAUUCCGGCGAACAGAGCAAUCGAGAACUACCCAGAUAGCAAUUGCCCGACGCUGAUUGUCUAUUACCGCGGCGAAGUGCUCAAAAAUUUAGUCACUUUACUGGAGCUCGGUGGUAAUGACACAACAUUGAGCGAUCUAGAGAAACUAAUGGUUAAGGUAGGCGCUGUAGAUCAGAAAGAUGAUCGUUUGGUGGUAAAUUUGGAUGAUGAAGAGUCCAGAGAGGAGAGAUUUAAUCGUUACUCUAGAAAGGGUAUAAAAUCGGGCGUAUCGGGCAAAUUUAACGUCGGUGUAGGUAGAGACAGUGAGGAUGAAGAUUUCUUUGAUUAG